GGGGUUUGGGAUCAGCCAGGAAAGUCAGGCAGUUCUCAGUGACUGCAGUUCUCAGUGACUUCCAGAAAGGGAGGUAAAGUCUCCCGGUGGCUGGGGCUGGACCCUGGGAGCAGCAGUGCCGAGCUCCACCCCUCGAACUGUGCCCUGUCCACCACUCCAGACUUUGACCUUGUGCUCCAGACCCACCAGACAGGCAGAAGGUGGAAGACAAGACACCCUAGAACCAGGAGCCUCCCUGAAGGAAAUAGGACCCUGAGUCCCCAGCAGCGGCCUUGAUUCUCCAGAAGUCUGGUGCGUGGGCUGACGCGAUGCGUGUGGUGCUAAUUGGAGCGGGGGUCAUUGGGUUGUCUACUGCCCUCUGCAUCUAUGAGCGCUACCACUCAGUCCUGCAGCCACUGGACCUGAAGAUCUACGCUGACCGCUUCACCCCACUCACCACCAGCGACGUGGCGGCUGGCCUCUGGCAGCCCUAUCUCACUGGCCCCAGUACCCCACAGGAGAUGACCCUUUCUGGAAAGACAUAGUCCUGGGAUUUCGGAAGCUGACUCCCAGAGAACUGGACAUGUUCCCUGAUUAUAGCUAUGGCUGGUUCAACACAAGCCUGAUUAUAGAGGGGAAGCACUACUUGAAGUGGCUGACUGAGAGGUUGACUGAGAGGGGAGUGAAAUUCUUCCAGCGGAAGGUGGAAUCUUUGGAGGAGGUGGCCAGAGGAGGAGCGGAUGUGAUUAUCAACUCCACUGGGGUGUGGGCUGGGGCACUGCAGCCAGACCCCCUACUGCAGCCAGGCCGGGGGCAGAUCAUUAAGGUGGAUGCUCCCUGGAUAAAGCACUUCAUUCUCACCCACGAUCCCAAGAGUGGGAUUUACACAACCCCAUACAUCAUCCCAGGGAUGCAGGCAGUUACUCUUGGAGGCAUCUUCCAGCUGGGGAACUGGAGUGAGAUAAACAGUUCCCAGGACCACAACACCAUUUGGAAAGGGUGCUGCAGACUGGACCCCACGUUGAAGAAUGCAAGAAUUGCUGGUGAAGCUACUGGCUUCCGGCCAAUACGCCCCCAGAUGCGUCUGGAAAGAGAACGGCUUCGUGUUGGAUCUGCAAACACUGAGGUCAUCCACAACUACGGCCAUGGAGGCUAUGGGCUCACGAUUCACUGGGGCUGUGCACUGGAGGCAGCCAAGCUCUUUGGGGAAAUCCUGGAAGAAAAGGCGCUAUCCCGGAUGCCACCAUCUCACCUCUGAGAAUGCCAGUGACCGGCAGCUUCCCCACAAGGAUUCCUCAUUCCCCCUCGACCGACUAAUCAAUGUGCUCCCCACAAACCCUGUGCUUACCCCUUGCCCCCAAUCCUGCUUCUUUCUACAAAUGGGCCCAAAGGGAGAGGAAGCCACAGGUCCAUCCCUGGAGGGGCAUCCAACCUCAUGUGCAGCCCCCCGAGGGCUGAGGUCACCCUUCUCUGUCUCUGGGCCUGACAGUGUGAAGAACAGCAGGGACUUUGUCCUGUAAGUCCUCAGAAGAAAGGAAAACUCAGAAAAUCAAAGAGACCAGCUGCCCAAAGACACAGAAAUUGAAGUUGAUUGAGGUUAAAUAACUUGACUAUAAGCCAUACAAACAUAUUAAAGGUUCUGAAAAAUCCUGCA
Molecule: messenger RNA, 1633 nt
Organism: Heterocephalus glaber (naked mole-rat)
Lineage: Eukaryota; Metazoa; Chordata; Mammalia; Rodentia; Bathyergidae
Source: RefSeq, a predicted model, not a curated record